CAGUGAAACAAACUCAGCAGGAGGUCUUGAUAGGCAAUUUGUGAGCCCCUAUCUAUAUGCUCAAGCCUGACCCACUGCACUGGGCCAACGCUACCCAACGCCCAGUUGCCAGUGUUCCCCUCCAGCGAAAGGACAGUCUGUGUGAGCAGUGGGCGAGUUCGGACCCCCCCACCCUCGCGGCGAGCCCCGUGCCCGAGCCUUCGGUAGCUGCACCGCGGUAGCUCGGGGAAGAGUUCCGCCCGAGCCGGUCUCCACGGCAGCCGCCUUCCGAAGAGCUCGUGGCGGCAACUCGGCCACCCGGACCCCCGGCCGCGAAGAUGUCCUCCAACGUCAGCUUGCUGCGCGAGACCUCCCGGCAGGUCGUUGCCGGAGCGUCUGCAGGUCUUGUAGAAAUUUGCCUGAUGCAUCCUCUCGACGUGGUGAAAACCAGGUUGCAGGUUCAGAGAAGUGUAAUGGACCCGCAAAGCUACAAAAGCGUAAGAGACUGCUUUCGGACGGUCUUCCGAACAGAGGGGUUUCUUGGCUUUUACAAGGGAAUUGUCCCACCCAUUCUGGCUGAAACACCAAAAAGAGCAGUCAAGUUUUCCACCUUUGAGCAGUACAAGAAAUUGCUGGAGUAUAUGUCACUAUCACCAGGGCUGACAUUUGCCGUUGCUGGAUUUGGAUCUGGACUCACAGAAGCCAUCGUGGUUAACCCUUUUGAGGUGGUAAAAGUUGGUUUGCAGGUCAAUAGGAACAUGUUCACAGAGCACCCGUCUACUUUUGCUUAUGCAAGACAAAUCAUUAAAAAGGAAGGCUUGGGGCUCCGGGGCCUCAACAAAGGAUUUACGGCAACUCUGGGACGUCAUGGAAUUUUCAACUUGGUUUAUUUUGGCUUCUACCACAAUGUCAAAAACAUUAUUCCAGCCAGUAAGGAUCCAACCUUGGAGAUUUUGAGAAAAUUUGGGAUUGGUUUUGUCUCAGGAACAAUGGGCUCAGUCUUCAACAUCCCCUUUGAUGUUGCCAAGAGUAGGAUCCAAGGGCCUCAGCCUGUUCCUGGAGAGAUCAAGUACAGAAGCUGCCUCAAAACAAUCUUGACAGUCUACCGGGAAGAAGGGAUUUUAGCCUUAUACAAAGGCCUACUACCCAAGGUGAUGAGACUUGGACCAGGCGGUGCGGUGAUGCUGCUGGUGUACGAACACGUCCACUCAUGGCUGCAGGAGAAAUGGUGAGAGGCGGAAGAGUCUUCCCCUCAGCCCCUCCAAGAGAAGACAGUCGGCCAAGCUAGACGUGCUGGGAGAAGGGAAGAUGGCCCGCCCGAGAGCAAAGCCUGUUCUGGUGUUUUAUAAAUUUGUAGGCAAAGUGACAUGGCAGUUUGGGCCAUGCACAUGACACUGUGAGAAGCAAACUAACAUGAAGCAGUGGAGUGUAAGUUAGGUAGAGAUAGGGUAGAGCUCAGAGGCAGUUCAUAAAAACUAUGCGAACUUCCUGACUCACGCUGCCUCGCCAUGAAGACGCAUUUAAUAAUUUUUUUUUCUGAGAAGUCUAUAAAUACUUAAAUUCUUGAAAAUAAAUUGUCCUGUGGCUACUUCCCUGAGAAUUUUUUCAAAGAAAUACUGAGGAAUGAGCCAAAAUUUAAGCACUUUUUAAAUAAGGAAUUACUUUUCCAUAAAUCAUAUUGUAAAAGAUAAGAAAGAAAAAAUUUAAACACACCAAAACAGCUUUUAGAGAAUGUUUAAUUUUGUGAGUGCUGAGUUAAAUUAUGAGUCUAUUGGUUUUCUCUAGCAAUAAUACACCGUUGGGCUCUGCUCUCCUAAAUCUAUUUUAUAUUUCACAUGGUGAUGUAAGUGGGUAAUUUUAAAUCAUGCUACUUGAAGUGUUUUAUUAAAAAUAAAUGAUAUUAUAUUCAUGAUAUUAUAUUCAACUGCUUUCUUUUUCAAAGUUCAUUUUGAAAACAAGUUUUAUUACUGAAAUAUUUUUUUUAUGUUAGGUCACAAAUUGAAUGAAUUCUUCGGGCCCUUCUCUGUUGCCUGUAUUUGCCUUGAAAUACCUUGUUCCUGAGCCUUUACCUACGCCAUUCUUUAAAAAGAUGUAGGAAAUAAAGCUGUUUCUCCAGAUUCUUAGGUUUAAGUGACAUAUUUAAGUACAAAAUCAACUGUUUAGAAUAUUAAAAAUGUCUACACUAAGAGGGAAAUGUUUCUAAAUGAAAAUACAUUCUUCAGCAUUUUCAAGUAAUCUUUUUUUUUUUUAAAAAAAAAAAAAGAUAGCUUUUUGGUCUUGAUACAAUGAAAGCUUAUUUUUAUGACUAUCCCCAGAAACAGAACUACUUUAAAAAUGUUUAAAUGACACCUGUUCUUAACUGCUACUGUCAACUAUUUCUACUAUGAGGAAACCUCACCAAAACAUUUUGAAAAUAAACAGUAAAGAUGA
Molecule: messenger RNA, 2409 nt
Organism: Psammomys obesus (fat sand rat)
Lineage: Eukaryota; Metazoa; Chordata; Mammalia; Rodentia; Muridae
Gene: Slc25a21
Product: solute carrier family 25 member 21
Exons: 10
Coding region: 318-1211 (297 amino acids)
Source: RefSeq, a predicted model, not a curated record